Molecule: messenger RNA, 1119 nt
Organism: Arvicanthis niloticus (Nile rat)
Lineage: Eukaryota; Metazoa; Chordata; Mammalia; Rodentia; Muridae
Gene: Wdr54
Product: WD repeat domain 54
Molecular function (GO): protein binding
Source: RefSeq, a predicted model, not a curated record
CGGUGCGUCGUCUCUAUGGUGGCGGCGGAUUUGGAGGGACCUGAGGAUCGCGGCGUCAGGAUGUUCCGCCGAGAGCGCUGCAUCCCACUUCGUGGCUCUGCCGCCGCCCUGUCUAACAACCUCAGUGUACUGCAGCUUCCAGCCCGUGAUCUCACGCAUUUUGGGGUGGUUCAUGGACCGAGCGCCCAGCUUCUCAGCGCUGCCCCUGAGGGUGUGCCUUUGGCCCAGCGCCAGCUCCAGGUUAAAGAGGGCGCUGGAGUGAGUCCCCCACUUAUCACUCAGGUCCACUGGUGUGUCCUCCCCUUCAGAGUACUGCUGGUCCUCACCUCCCAUCGAGGGAUACAGAUGUACGAGUCCGAUGGCUCCGUCAUGGUUUAUUGGCAUGCCUUGGACUCCGGAGAUGCUUCUUCAGUACAGGCUAUGUUUGCCCGAGGAAUUGCUGCCAGCGUCCACUUCAUCUGUGUGGGUACGUGGUCUGGUCGGGUACUGGUCUUUGAUAUCCCCGCUAAGGGUCCCAACAUUGUACUGAGUGAGGAGCUGGCUGGACACCAGACACCAAUCACGGAUAUCGCCACUGCAGAUGCCCAGGGACAGGAUGGUGUUGCUGACAUGGUGACAGCAGAUGAUUCAGGUGCUCUGUGUGUUUGGAGGUCAGGACCUUCGUUCACCAUACUGACCCGAAUACCAGGAUUCGGGGUGCCAUGCCCCUCUGUGCAACUGUGGCAGGGGAUUGUGGCAGCAGGAUAUGGAAAUGGACAGGUGCGUCUGUAUGACGCCCUCACAGGAGCCCUCCACAUCCAGAUCAAUGCCCACGCCCGGACCAUCUCUGCCCUGGACCUAGCUCCAGAGGUGGGCAAGCUACUGUCUGCAGCUGAGGACACCUUUGUGCACAUCUGGAAGCUAAACAGAAACCCAGAGAGUGGCUCUAUUGAGGUGGAACACUGUCACGGCGAAUGUAUUUCUGACACCCAGGUGUGUGGUGCUCGGUUCUGUGAUCCAUCUGGCAGGUCCUUUGCUGUGACGGGUUAUGACCUUGCUGAGAUCAUGAGAUUCAGCAGUGUCUGAGAGGAGCAGUCUUCCCUUCUCCUUGGGUAUUUAUAAAGGAUUCCCUCCAUCAAG